AUGGAGUAUUACACUUGUAUUGUUGACCUCUUAGGUCGUAUGGGCCGUCUUGAUGAUGCAUUGGAGUUUGCAAGAAAAAUGCCUCUUGAACCAAAUGAAAUGGUUUGGCAAGGGCAGUUGGGAGGGUGCAGGAUUGAUGGCAAUGUUGAGUUCGGAGAGCUGCUGAGAAGAUUCUUUCCAUUCAACCAAAGUAUCCUGCCACCUAUGUUCUUUUAUCCAACACAUACAUGGAAACAGGAAGGUAAAGUACAGAAAUUUUAUGCAAGAGACAAGCAACACCCGCGAAAAGACGAUAUAUAUCUCAUGUUAGAAGAGUUAAGGGAGGAAAUUAAGGCUAUAGGUUAUAUCCCAGAUUUGAGUGACGCAUUACUAGAUCAUGAUUGA
Molecule: messenger RNA, 384 nt
Organism: Ilex paraguariensis (yerba mate)
Lineage: Eukaryota; Viridiplantae; Streptophyta; Magnoliopsida; Aquifoliales; Aquifoliaceae
Source: the annotation of a GenBank genome assembly